This is a messenger RNA of Paecilomyces variotii, 4576 nucleotides long. RefSeq lists its product as hypothetical. The transcript has 5 exons. The record is from RefSeq and is a predicted model, not a curated record. Bases 253 to 4266 code for a protein of 1337 amino acids. Lineage: Eukaryota; Fungi; Ascomycota; Eurotiomycetes; Eurotiales; Thermoascaceae.
AGACAACAAACGCCUUCGCGAGCGACCCCCGGAUCCCUCUACGGCGCGUUACCGUCAUAUCCCAUCUUCGCCGGCCGCCGACAGCCUCAGAGCUCGAAUCUUUCCUUUAUCAAGUCGAGCGCCCUGUGCCGUGCGUCAUCUCCUAGACCUUGCGACCCGACACCCAGAGAGAGGCUUUUGAGGCCCUGUUUUGUGAAAGCCGGCAGUCACCGUGGCGAUUCUUGAUACCUGACGAUAGAUUCGAGUAUUGUUAUGGCAGAGCAGAGCAGCCACGAUGUGGUAACUCAAACCCGGUCGGGCGGCGAGCCUUCGCCUUCCGACGUUCCUGCGAGCAAUUCCGACAAGAACACUGCUGGAGGGGACGUGGGGGAGAUUAAAGAUACAGCUACCACUGAACACAACGAGAAACAUACAGGCGCGGAAUACGAUUCGAGGUCAGGCGCUGCUGAGGCAGCUCCUGGUGCGGACGACGGUGGAAAUGCUUCGGGACGGUCGACAGCCGAUUUCACAAAGGAUGGUCCAGGGCCGGUUGAGUCCAGGGCUCUGGAAUUAAAUGGGAUGGCAUCGGGGUCGGACCGUGGUGAGGAUACAGGCUCGCAGGGUGGAUCAGAGUCCGAUACCAGCCGUACCGAUGGGAGGCAUCACACGCGCACAGGCUCUGUGAAGAAGCCAACAAGUUUCAAGCCAGUAUCAUUUGCCAAGUUUAGCGUUCCGAAGACUCCAGGCUCGGUACUCACAUCCAAGAUCGUCAGCGAGAAAGCAUCAUUAGCUUCUCCUUCUCCAUCCACUACGCCACAGUCAACAUCCCGGCCGCGCUUGGUCGCUAAAACAACGAGCAGUUUACGGGAUUCCUCUAGAACUCCUGGCGCAGGAGCUGGUGGUGCAUCGGGUCCGGAUCCGAAUCAGGUGUGGAAUAAGAACAGACCGACCCAGCCAGCUCCGACCAGACACCUGACAGAUGAAGAGCUCAAGCAGCAAUACGGCAUACACAUGACGUCUCGUAUCCAGGAAGACGGAGGAGGGACGGAGGCGAAAUGGGCGGAUAUUGAUGAUGAUGAAGAUGACUGGGCCCCGGAAACUAUCGAAUGGAAUGAUGGGACGAAGAUCACACUUACAGCUCAUGCGGAAAGUGGCACUAUUACCAGCCAAGAACCAAAAGAUCGAAAGGAUACCAAAGAUACUGCACCUGCGCCAGAACCAUCGACAACAGUUCAGACGACAACCAAGUCCGUUACGACGAAAUCCACUACCUCUGUUGGGCCUAACGCUACUGUUCUUAGACUGGGAGCCAGUGCCGAAAGACAAGCCAGGAAUGCCAUGGCAGCAUCCAAGGGAGCAAGCGAAAAGUCUGGUUUGACAUCCAAAAGCCCAGCUCCUGUGCCCACUAAGUCUCCGUGGGCGCCUCUCCCUCCUAUGGAGAAGGUUUCUCCCGUUAUUCCUCCAGUGCAACCACAGUCUUCGUCGCGUCUCAUGAAAAGAGAGUCUCAUGUCCAGGAAGCUGGAAAUGGUCCUCUCCCGGCGAAGGAAAUUGCAGCGGAUGACUUCAAUCGAUCUUGGAGAGAGGGCCAGUCCAACUUGCCUCGGGAGCUGUACAAUUCUCAUUCAGGUAGAUAUGAACCGGUCUCCGAUACGAGGAGGGGGCCUCAGCGCAGUGAUCAGCCGUUCCGGGCUCCUUCCGUUCUUCAAAGGCCCUCCCAUCACGAACAGACUGGACCUGCAGAACCGUCUGCAGCAUUUCAGACCCAUCGGGCAAGUGCUCAAGAGACUGGCCCCUGGAAUCGACGUCGCACAUCCUCUAAUGUUAGUGGAGGGAGCGGAAGCUUUGGUCGUCGGAUGUCGUUAGGUAGACCUGAUGCUGUUUCCAAGCCGGGUGAUGUUCGAAGAGGAUCUCAGGUGAAUGGAGCUUUGGAGCGUUCUGUUUCGCCAAAUGAAAUACCUAAGCGCGGCGUCUCUCCUGGCCACCAGGGUGCCGGGGUUUGGCGGGCACGCACGCCUACAAACAUGAGUUACGCAUCACCUGGGAUGGCCCCUGCCCCUCAAGUAGCAGACUCCAUGACUACGGAGCAACCCGCAGCAGCGCCUCAGAUUCCUCAGGAAGAUCCUGUCGCAAUGCAGCAACGCAUCAUGAAAGAGAAGACCAUGGAAGCACGGCAGAGGCGGAAAGAACAGGAGGAGAGAGAGGAAGCUGAACGUCGCGAAAGAAUCAGGUUGAAGCUUCAGGCUCUGGGACCUCCUCCAUCGGAGAAGGAGGAACCCAAAGCUCAAGAUUCAUCUUCGACGGCAAAGGCACCUGCUAAGGAAACAGCUCCUGCGACGGCCGCACCAACUACGCACUCACCCCCAAAACCACCGGUCCCCGAACCUACUGGCGAACCUAAACAGUACGGCAUGAUGAAGGUUCACCAUCCUGACACGGUGAAGAAACUCGUCGCUGCGAGUGAGAGAGCAUCCGACAAGUCUAUGCCCGCACCUCACGGCCGUCGUCUCCCAUCUCCCGCACGUGAACCGAAGGCGGAUAUGUCGAAAUCGAACGGACUGCGCCAACCACAUGAUAUCUCUCCUGCGCAGCCGGUCGGAGCACACAGGGAGACUCUGACUGACGAGAAGGGCCCUCAAUGGAGAAGCAGCCUCAGCCCGUGGGUUUCCGGGCCGAAAAUUGGUGGUCACCCAUCGUCCGAUCCAAAUCCUUGGAAACCACUGAGCAGUGACAAGACUCUCGGGAAUGGUGCUUUCGACAGGAAUCUUCCUGGUUUCACAGGGGGCGAUCACCCUCUCCGCGGUCACCUUGGCCUUAAUGACCAGUCGUCUAUCAGAUCGCCACAUACGAAUGACGACAGGAUGGGCGCCCCGCAGCCUUUCUCAGGACCUCCUGGGAUUGCCCAGGAUAGCAUGCCUAUAUCUCCGCUGCCAGAGUCUGUCAAUCCGGUCGUUAGACCGGGGCCCAUUGCACCUCCGAGCUCGCAGCCAGCUCAGAGGCAGCACGACCUAACCCGUGCUGGUGAGACUACAGCUUGGAACAAUUUUCACAAUAUCGCUGCAAAACGUGAGGCGGAGGAGAGCGAGCGAUUCCACCGCGAACUUGCGGCUAUGCGCGAUGAUGGUCCCUCUUCGAUAGCGGUCAGUUUCAAUGAGACCUGGCGCCAAGUUCGAACGGGUGAUCAUGUCGGUUCGCGACAGAUUGUUGGUGUUAGCAGAACCGCUGAAGCUGGAGCUCCAGUGGCACCCUUGCACGCCUUCGAUCCCGCUGUUGGGAGCUUGCCGUUCUCUGAACAUCACUCGCGUGCUUUCAGCAGUGCCGCUGGGCGCGGUUCAAGGUUCUUCCCUCAUCAGGUGGAACAGCCUAAGCCUCCUGUCGUUCAAGACCGUGGACUUUCUAGGAGCCCCUCCCCACCUCCCCCAGAGGAAGUAUCCAGCCAUCCCGUCUACACCGGAAAUACCGAUCGCCCUCUAGUCCAUCUUCCUACCCCAAAGCCUGUUGUCAAACUGCCUCCCAAACCGACGGCGCCACAGCAGCCUCCAACCUUCGCCUCUAUGGUCGCUUCUUCGCCACCGGUUCGAGUCGUUCCCCAGCCCAUUGCAAGCACAACUUCGUGGCAGGACCGCUUCAACGGUCUUUUUGGCAAGAAGCCAUCGACGGAGAAGAAGCAAGUUCUUGCGGUUGCCUCCGCUACCAAAGAACCUCUUGAUGUUCAGUCACAGCCUGCGCCCGCUGCUGUCUCACUCCCUCAAUAUGUGGAGAGCGACAUUCUGCGAGAUGUCGGAAAAGUGACAUCCAAGGAGGUCGAGGAGGAAGAAGCCAUCUUUGAAGAUCGUGAGGCUGGCUCUCUACCUGUUGUCCGUGUGCCAAAUAUGGCACCUCCGGCGGCUUGGGUGGCUGCCCUUCCCCCGUCUUCAUCUAAACUCCGCUCUAAGUACCUGAAACCUAUGCAGGUCCACAGCGUUGAGCCUUACAACUUUGGAUUCCAUGAUAAAGAUCGUUCUGGUAAUAUCCAUGUAAUCAUUCAUUUCCCAGGCAAUGACAGUACGAGAACUGUGACACUGCCGAGAAAGGCCGGUAACCACGGGCAGCGACAGCGUGGCAGCGCAUCAGGAUUCAAGUCUCGGAAGAACACGAAGAACUCGAGCGAAGGGUCGAGCAGCCACGGUCAUAAUCGGAACUUUAAGAAGUCGAAUGCUUCCGCCUCUGGCAACGCUGCUGGUAGUUCCCCUCGGGCUCCAUUCGGAAAUGCCUCUUGGGGUUCGCCUGCAUUUGGGGUUGCUCAUUAAAGCCCCUUCCCUGAGAGCGCUCUCGGAUCUGAAGGCGGCCAUGCCGUAGUCUAAUUUUUCAUCUCAUGGGAUUGUUUAUCGUUUAUGCGUGGGCGACCAAAGUUUACUGUUUCAGUAUUGAUGGGUGUAACCUGCCGUCCAUAGGUCCAAGAUGAUCCGCGGUGACGCAGUAACCCCUUAUUCCUUGAAAUAACAAUUUCUCUUUCCCCGCUAAUACCAUACAUGUUUCGCCAGUACUGGCUUUGAAGUGUCAUCAUGUCCUCGUUCUGACAGAGCAGUCUUUUCCAAUCUGCAAUAUGCGGCCAUGGGC